This is a messenger RNA of Coccidioides posadasii C735 delta SOWgp, 1855 nucleotides long. RefSeq lists its product as uncharacterized. Gene Ontology annotation, biological process: transmembrane transport. Gene Ontology annotation, cellular component: membrane. The record is from RefSeq and is a predicted model, not a curated record. NCBI's taxonomy places the organism in Eukaryota, Fungi, Ascomycota, Eurotiomycetes, Onygenales, Onygenaceae. Gene Ontology annotation, molecular function: transmembrane transporter activity.
UCAUCCAAAACUCCUUCACUUGAACUCAAACGGUUUGGGGCCUCUUGUCAUUGCUACUCAAAUUUCACUGGACGCUCCUGAUUCCCUUGGCGAUCCCUGGCGUGUCGACUACUUCGCUUAACAGCGGCAGCCUCCCAAGCUUUCCCGUCUAGCAAAAGCUUAGCUGGCUAUAGGGCAAAUUGAAGAGAGAGAAGACCUCUUUCGCUCGGCAUCUUCCAUUUAAGAAGAUUUCCAAUCUCAGUUAAAUCACUUGUGUGGCCCACGUUGCCCUCUUUAACUUUUCAACCGCUAUGGGCCAUACUGAAGAGCGUGCAUCACCAAUCCCAGGUUCCGUGGAAGACAGCCGCGCCGAUGGAUCUUCGGGGAGCACCGUGAACCACAUCGAUCCGACAAAGGAGAAACCUGCUGAAACUGCUGAACCUGGCGCUGCGCUCCAGAACUCGGACGAGGAGAGCGAUAAGAAGAUUGACCCAGGCAAGGAGAAAGCAUCAGUAAACAAUGUGUCAUCCGUUCCUAACGGGGGGACGCGGGCUUGGUUACAGGUCCUCGGUGCACACUUUCUAUUCUUCAAUUCUUGGGGCAUCGUUAACACGUUCGGCUCCUAUGAAACUUACUACGAGAUAGAUCUUCUCUCAACCUCAUCGCCAUCUUCAAUAGCUUGGGUAGGCUCUCUUCAAGCCUUCCUGCUAUUAUUUGUCGGCGCCCUUACCGGGCCGGUCUAUGAUGCAGGGUACUCUCGUGAACUUAUCAUCGGAGGCUCCUUUUUUCUGAUAUUUGGCCAAAUGAUGUUGAGUCUCUGUAGUGAGUACUGGCAAGUCCUUCUUGCCCAGGGAUUCUGUAUUGGAAUUGGAUGCGGAUUGCUAUGCGUCCCCAGUACUGCUAUCCUCUCUCAGUAUUUUACAACGAAGCUAGCCACGGCUGUGGGAUUUACAGCCUCUGGUAGCAGCUUUGGUGGUAUCAUCUAUCCGAUCGUCUUCCACCGGCUUCAGCCAAAAAUUGGCUUUCCAUGGGCCACGCGCGUCCUCGGCUUCAUAAUGCUCUCCACGCAGCUCGUUUCUAUCGUGGUCAUGAGAGUGCGAGUUGUACCGGAUAAAAAACGUGCUAUUUUGGAUCUUGCGGCUUUUAAAGAACUGCCCUACUUUUUCUUCGUUUUUAGCGUAUUCGUCGGCUUCAUGGGACUCUAUCAGCCCUUUUUCUACGUCCAGACCUUCGCUAUCCAGAACAGCAUCACCAAUUCAAACCUUGGCUUCUAUAUCCUUGCUAUCAUGAAUAGCACCAGUGCCUUUGGCCGAAUCAUCCCUGGCAUUUUGUCUGAUAAAAUUGGACCUAUGAAUGUCAUGCUUCCCUGUGCUUUCGUAUCCUCCCUUCUAUGUUUUUGCAUCAUUCCAGUCAAGAAUGCGGCCGGCCUGAUUGUCCUAAUGGCAUUAUACGGCUUUUUCUCGGGCACAUUCGUUUCUUCGCCGACCUCAAUCGUCGUGCAUCUCUCAACGCAUAGCAGAGGUAAGAUCGGGACAAGAUUGGGCCAGUGUUUUGGUGUAGUAUCUUUUGGAUUGUUGAUUGGCACACCUGUCGGCGGUGUCGUUUACAAGCAACAUGGCUUUUCCAGUUUGUGGAUAUUAGCUGGCGUCCUGAUCGCAGCCUCGGGUGCGAUCCUUCUCACUAGCAGAAAAUUCUAUAAGGGAUUAAGUUUGAUGAUAAAGGCAUGAAGGGUUUUGAUAAAAAAAUACGAUGAUCCCGUUUCCAUUGUAGCUCUUAAGACCUGCUGAUUGUAUUAUGGUCAUCUUGACGAGCAGGGUUUCGGUACAUUUUGCUAUUAAACAUUUCUAACACCUGUGCAUAGACUUAGACUAAUGAU